UGGGUAAUGAUUUGUCAUCGCAAGGGCUGGGGUGUCUCUCUUUGCGGAGGAAACCUUGGCCGUGAUUGACAGCAGGGCUGUUUUUUCGCCGCUUCCCUUGCUGUUGACAAGUAAUAAUGAAGCUUUGUCAGUCCAUCAUGGACAUGGAUAUGCCAGAUUAUGUCGACUCCUUGGAUUCCUCUUAUACCAUGCUGGAAUUUGACAACCUUCGGGUGCUCCCCAGUAACACCGAGGCCAUCACAGCCGAAUCAGCAAACACCAACCUGCUCACCAACGGCAUCGGCUCCCUCUGCUCCAUCUGCGGGGACCGGGCGACUGGCAAACACUAUGGGGCAUCCAGCUGCGACGGCUGCAAAGGCUUCUUCAGGAGAAGCGUCCGCAAGAACCAUGUCUAUUCCUGCAGGUUCAGCCGACAGUGUGUGAUAGACAAAGACAAGAGGAACCAGUGCAGGUACUGCAGGCUGAAGAAGUGCUUCAGAGCUGGCAUGAAGAAAGAAGCUGUGCAGAAUGAGCGUGACAGGAUCAGCAUUCGCAGGAGCAGCUAUGAGGACAACGGCUCGCUCUCCAUCAACGUGCUCACUCAGGCGGAGGCCAUGGCACAGCAGUAUUCAUCGCUGAGUCCGGCGCACAGCGCGGACAUUGCUAUGAAGAAGGUUGCAACCAUCAACGAUGUGUGUGAAUCCAUGAAACAGCAGCUUCUGGUGCUGGUUGAAUGGGCAAAAUACAUCCCGGCGUUUUGUGAGCUCCCGCUUGAUGACCAGGUUGCCCUGCUCAGAGCCCAUGCAGGAGAACACCUGCUCCUCGGGGUAGCCAAGCGGUCCAUACCAUACACCGAUUUUCUGUUAUUAGGGAAUGACUUCAUCAUUCCAAUGCACUGCCCGGAACUCGAAAUCGCUCGUGUGGCCACCAGAAUCUUGGAUGAGUUGGUGAAGCCCUUGCGGGACAUCCAGAUCGAUGACAAUGAGUACGCUUGCCUUAAAGCCAUCAUCUUCUUUGAUCCAGACUGCAAAGGCCUGAGCGAGCCCGGGAAGGUGAAGAACAUGCGCUUCCAGGUCCAAGUCAACCUAGAAGACUACAUCAACGAUCGCCAGUACGACUCCCGAGGCCGGUUCAGCGAUAUCCUCCUCCUGCUGCCCCCGCUGCAGAGCAUCACCUGGCAGAUGAUCGAGCAAGUCCAGUUCGUGAAGCUUUUUGGUGUGGCCAGGAUCGACAGCUUGCUGCAGGAGAUGCUGCUGGGAGGAACCACCAUUGAUCUCCAGUACCAGUCAGGACCUCCCAACCUCAACCUGGAACCGCUGCCAGGACAUGUCCUCCCAGGCAACAUGAGCUCUGUGAUUCACACCGCUCCAGACCCAUCUCCUGAACCAUCCCUUCCAUCUCCUUCUACAAGCACAGGCAGUGAAGACUAUAAACUAGGCUGUAGCGCAGGACCCAACGCCGUAGCGCAGCUCUUGCCUCAGACAGUGAUACCCAAGCAGGAGAUUUUAUAGGGAGAGGUGGAAGGAGAACCUGGGAGCAAUGUGAAAAAACAAAAGGUGCUGAAAGUGAAACGGCCCCUUUCUCUUUGCAGAGGCAAAGCACAGCAACCCCCUGCCUGUAGCCGGACCUGUCGGUCACACUCUUUCCCAUCCGUGAGUCGAGCGCCAAGACUGCAGCAGGAGCCUCACCACGGGUCUUCCCACCACCGUCACCCUCUUUUCACGAGUGAUUGGGGUUAAUGCUCUUUUCUGUAGGACCAAGACUGUAAGCUCUUUGGAGCAGGGCUUCUGAUUGCCUUUGUUAUCGCCUAGCUCGGUGUGAUCACGACCCUUUUACGGCCUUCAGCCGCUGUCUUCAUAAACCCAAAUGCCUUGCGCAGCUCCUGGUAAUCGUUAAUGAGUACAGCAUGUCUUGAAUUGUCAGUAUGCAAAGGUCUAUUCCCAUUAAAAAUAUAAUUACACUCCCAUUUCUCCUGCUGAAUGUUAAGCUUUAGGAAGUAUAUCUUCAUAACAUUUAGCAGGUCAGCGCUUUCUUAUUCCACACGGAUGUGUCUUGUUCCACAUAGCCCAGCUAACAUUUAAAGCUGGUCAGUUAUUAUUUGUGAUCAGGAAUGCCAACAUUUUGUUAUUUUCUGUAAUUUCCAGUAUAUCCACAGUCCAGUUGUGAGUCAUUUGAUGCAUCCUCUACUUUGUGUGCACACCUAAGGCAGCUCCGAGACGGCAGCAAGGAUCUCUGCAUCAGACCGUGGCUGCUGGGUCUGCUAAAACCCACAACUGGCAGGAAGCUCAAGAAGCUGUUGACUGACUUACCCAGUCACUGCUUUGUAUCUUCUGCAAACUUUUACUGCACCCAUAUUUGGAAGAAGCAACACUUGUAACAAAAAUGCCAAAAAACCCCCCUUUUCCAAGUAUGCAGAUGUGAUUUUCCUGUAGCUUUGUAUGUUGCUGUAACGUCAUGUUUGCAACCUAAACUUCAAGGCUCUAAAUUGGCAAAAAAAAAAAAGAGAGGCAGGUCUCCUGUGAGCCAUGUAUUAUAAAAAAUAUUUGUAUUUAAAACAUAAGGUUCUUCUGCACGUAACGUAAAACUUAAUCACCAGUAGGUAAGCAACUAUUAACCAUGUUAUAACUAUUUAAAAUAAGCCCAAUAGAUGACUAUACAACCUCAAACGUUCCUAAAGCACGGUCAUUGUGUUACAGCGUUUAUUUGAACGAAUCGGACUUCAUUAGAAAGCAGAUUGCCGGACUUCUACAGAGCUUAUGCUCAUCUGCAUAAAAGCCCAAUGACCUCCAUCAGACAGCUCGAGGGGUUACAGGCGGCCGUACUGAACAGCAGGGCUCGAUGGGGAAUUCUUAGUUCUGUCACACAUCACAAAUCUGCCCACCCACGUGCAUCCCCGCCAUGGCAAAGAUGAGAUGACGGUGCCCAGCUACGGCUUUGUGAGGCUUCUUUCACUAAUGCUCGUGAAGCACUUUGAGAUCCUCAGAUGGAGGACACUCACUACGAAAAUGCAAUCUUAUUGACUGAAAGAGAAGUUGGGAAGAGCAUCUGAACCUUCACCGAAAGGGGAAUACUUUGUUCUCAGGCUACCUUUCAUUCAUUGGGGAGAUAUUUUAGAGUUACCAUUCUACAGCACGAGAGAGAUUGGAAAACCAUUGAAGACUGGGUUGAAUUUCACCUAGGAUCACAACGUUUUAUUUUUCUACUGUCUGUGAUGAAUUUGAUCUGCCAUUCUAUGCUGAUAACUUUGAUUUGAAACAGCUAUAUCUGGAAACCAGGUUGUACUGCAAGCAUUCCUGCUGCAUGACAGAUGCAACUGUACUUACCUAACAUUGCUUCCAGUUCCUCCAUGAUGUAGAUUACAUUACUUUUCUAGAAAUUAAAUGUACAUUUAUACUCAUUAAUGGUAAGAAAAUAAAUCUAUAGCAGAAAUAAUGCCAUAUUCUCAUAUUUCAUAUGGACAGUUUGCCUUUUUUCUUUAAUUCAAAGCUAAGUUUUCAAGUUUCUGUAUCGAUUUUUCCAAUGCAAAUACCUUAGGGAUUUUCACCAUAGGAAUUUAUUUUUCAUAAAAAAGAAUCAUCCAUGGCUGCAAAGCUCAGCUUUCACUCGAGACUGAAAUAAUUAAUAAUCUAAGACAUUAUCUGAGAGAAGAAAAUAAAAUUGUCCAGGAACAAGCAGAUACCAGACUCAGCCUCCAGCGUUCAGCUAGUCUGGUGAAGUUUUACAGCAAGAAUAAUUUACUGUCUUACGAGGGGCCUGUAUUAAGGGCUAGAAUAGAUUCAUAGCAAAAAUCUCUUCCUGGCUUCCCUAUGUCAAACUCCACUUUAAAUUAAACCAAUAUUCUUAUGCAAACAUAGCUUGGAAGUGACUAUUUUAUUAGAUUUCUGCUUUAUUGGAAUAAUGAUUUUGUUAAAAGAGGUUCAUAGCCGUAAUUUAAAAAUAUUUUAGUCGUCUGGCAAGAUGCCAGCUGCUUUGUCAGAACAACAUGAAUUGUGCAUCUCAGGUAAUAAAGUCUUACUUAUUUCUCUGUAA
Messenger RNA from Harpia harpyja (harpy eagle), 4008 nucleotides. RefSeq names its product hepatocyte nuclear factor 4-beta-like. The transcript is spliced from 10 exons. Gene Ontology annotation, molecular function: zinc ion binding; nuclear steroid receptor activity; RNA polymerase II cis-regulatory region sequence-specific DNA binding. Lineage: Eukaryota; Metazoa; Chordata; Aves; Accipitriformes; Accipitridae. Gene Ontology annotation, cellular component: nucleus. Bases 117 to 1490 code for a protein of 457 amino acids. The record is from RefSeq and is a predicted model, not a curated record. Gene Ontology annotation, biological process: positive regulation of transcription by RNA polymerase II; anatomical structure development; cell differentiation.